Molecule: messenger RNA, 1219 nt
Organism: Lontra canadensis (Northern American river otter)
Lineage: Eukaryota; Metazoa; Chordata; Mammalia; Carnivora; Mustelidae
Gene: SPMIP5
Product: chromosome unknown C10orf82 homolog
Exons: 6
Coding region: 45-752 (235 amino acids)
Source: RefSeq, a predicted model, not a curated record
GAGGCCUGGCUGGCUGCGUCCGGGAUGGUCAAGCAAGCGGGAUCAUGGAGUCUUCCAGGACCUUCAUGAGACAUCUGCCAAUCACACCAGGCUACAGUGGCUUUGUGCCCUACCUCAGCUGCCAGCAGGCCACCAGCAAGGACAGCAUGGCCCACUGUCUGAAGAUCUUCCAGGAGAUCACACAACGCUAUAAAAACCAGAUGGAGGAAUUUCGUUGCUCGGUAGCCACUGCCCGGAGGCUGAAGCCCGUCUGCUCCGAGGAGACCGUCCUGCGGGCGCUGCACCAGUAUUACCGGCAAUAUCACCCCCUGUGUCUGGAAUGCAAAAACAUCAAGAAACCCCUCUAUGAGCCCCCAAUCCCGGGCUGGGCUGGCUACCUCCCAAGAGCCAGGGUCACCGAAUUAGGCUGUGCCACGCGGUACACUGUCAUGGCCAGAAACUGCUACAGGGACUUCCUGGGCAUCAUGGAGCAGGCCAGGAUGGCACACCUGAAGCCAUUUGAGGAAAUGUAUGGCGACAGGUCCACCCAACCUCCUUCCGUCCCUUCUCCAAAAGUUUUGCAGCAUGAAGGACCGCUGCCCAAAUGUCUGGAGUUUUCUGUCGCAGGUGGCAGCUGUCUUGCCCACGGGAGACCCCUGACAGAGGAACCCAGACCUCCAGUGACAUGUGGCUGUGCCCAAGGGACAAAUAUGUUGUGCAGCGGGAAGAUUUACCUCGAGCCACUGUUCUCAGCAAAGUAUGCGGAAAGCUGAGGCAGACAGCCUGCCAAGGAGAGGUGAACGUAGCAGGAGACUCAGAAACUCAUCACUCUUGCAUGAGAACCAGCCCCUCACCCACACCCAACAGGCCCUAGGAAAAUUUCAAAACCUAAGAAUCCUUUCAACUGCCACCGGCUCGCUGUCUGUUUGGCAACAGCAUGUCAUUAAUGAUAAAGACCUUUCACUGCGGUGUGGGAAUAAAGAAGCUACUUCUCAGCAUGCUGAAGGUUUCUGUGGGGGCUGGGGGUUCCUAGGUUGUGUUGACCUUGAGAAGAGCCGGGGUGAGGCUCAUCUCUUCCUUACCUUGAGGUGACAUUGUGCACCUGGAUCAGACUCUUAUGGAAGCCCUAGCCCAGCACACUAACCAACCAGCGGUCCCUGUCAGCCAUCUUGGGUCCUGACGUGGUGGCACGACGGUAUGCCCACCCAACCCUGGUGUUUCAGAAUCCCACUCCUCAGGA